AACGAGGUUCGCAGUCCGAGCACGCGACCUUCGCGGGUGAGAACCAGCGGCGCAGGUGGCCGGGCCGCGCCGCCCUCCGCACCGUGGGCCGCGGCCGCAGCGACCAGCGAGAGGACGGCCCAGCCCAGCAGGGUAGCUGCCGUCCUCGCAGGCCGCAUGACAAGCCGGCGCCACGCAGGCGCGGGAGAGGAAGCCGUACAACGUCGUCUAUCGAAGGAGGAAGCGGUAGCAGCAGCCAUGUCGUCGGCGACGUCGAGCGAGACGUACCUGCACUCGCACAGCAUCACGCACACGUGGACGGUGCACAACUGCGGCAAACUGCGGCUGCGCAACAAGGUCUCCCUCUGCAGCUCGCCCUUCCCGGCCCAGUGGGACGAGCCACGCUUCCAGAUAUGGCUCACCACGGACGUCGACUACUACGGCUACGAGACGGCGUCGUGCUUCGUCGAGACCAAGAGCACACUGCAGGGCUCGUACUCGCUGGCACUGAGAGACCCCACGGGGCGGGACAUCGCGCAAGUCACCUGCAACACCAAGACGGCAGCGCGCAUCACUUGCGAGAAGAAGUGCCUGGUGGGCUUAAACGGGAGCUCGGCCAGCAGCGCCUCGGUGGCGUCCGCUGCCUGCGCCGGUGACGACAGCGACCGCUAUGCGCUCGUCGUCCUCUUCAGGUUCGAGUACAUGACGGAUCGCAGCGGUGGCCAGGACGAGUGCCCGGGCAGUCCUCUGCUGGGCCAGCUUCCCGGUCUUCUGGAGAGCUCCUCUUUCGGCGACGUCGAGAUACAGGUCGGGCAGAGGAAACUGCGCGCCCACGCAGACCUGCUGGGACGGCUGUCGCCCGUGUUCGCCGCCAUGCUCACCGGCAACACCAGCGAGGCCGUCAACCGCGUCGUGGUCAUCGAGGACCUCUCCUACGAGGCCGUCCGGCAGCUGCUAGAGUUCCUCUACGCCGGCACACUCAGUGGACUCAGCCAGGGCGCGGUGGAUCUGUACGUGGCGGCGGACAAGUACGGCGUGGCGUCGGUUAAGGCCGCGUGCGCGCGCCAGCUGUCCAACGCCCUAGCGCCGGACAACGCGGUGCGCGUCUUCGAGCUGGCCGUGAGGCACAGCGACAAGGAGCUGUGCCGGGACGCGGCGCGCUUCAUCGAUGCCCACCUGCCCGAGGUGCAGGCGUCCGACGCCUGGGAACAGCUGCUGCGCGACGACCUGAUGGCGCUGGCCCUCUUCAAGUCCGCCUCCCGAUACCAGCCCAAGGGACAGGGCGUCUCUUCCGCCUCAAGCUCAUCCACGGCCGUCUGACGCCACCGCUAUGGCUGCUGCUGCCGCCGGAGCUAUCUGGAAACGGAAUAAAAGCUUCCUUUCUUCAUCUCUUGGUUAAAAAGAAAUUAAUCAAA
Messenger RNA from Rhipicephalus sanguineus (brown dog tick), 1394 nucleotides. RefSeq lists its product as uncharacterized. Lineage: Eukaryota; Metazoa; Arthropoda; Arachnida; Ixodida; Ixodidae. Gene Ontology annotation, molecular function: ubiquitin protein ligase binding. Gene Ontology annotation, cellular component: cytoplasm; nucleus. Bases 157 to 1299 code for a protein of 380 amino acids. Gene Ontology annotation, biological process: regulation of proteolysis; proteasome-mediated ubiquitin-dependent protein catabolic process. The record is from RefSeq and is a predicted model, not a curated record. The transcript has 5 exons.